Messenger RNA from Ochotona princeps (American pika), 2032 nucleotides. RefSeq names its product USP6 N-terminal-like protein. NCBI's taxonomy places the organism in Eukaryota, Metazoa, Chordata, Mammalia, Lagomorpha, Ochotonidae. The coding region runs from base 404 to 2032 and encodes 542 amino acids. The transcript is spliced from 16 exons. The record is from RefSeq and is a predicted model, not a curated record.
CCACAUGCCAGGCCCAGGUGAUGAUGGGUACUCACUAACUGACAAACUGACACAUGGUGGGUGAAAACUAUUACCCUGGUGGGGAAAGUGUGUCUUCCAGACUCCUGACCCUAAACUACCUGAAUGCCUAGAUCAGAUCCUGUGGACAGGCCUGUGUGGAUUACCCGGUGCUGACUUGGUUCAGAAGGAAGAAACCUGUGCUACAGACAUGCCAUAUGGGCAGUGGUUGGACUCCAGCUGCCACACUCCUGACUCAGCUCCCUGCUCAUGUGCCUGGGCGAGAGGAGAAGAUGGCCCAAGUGCUGUGGAUCUACGCCCUUGUGGGAGACUCAGCUGAAGCUCCUGGCUCCUGACCUCAGCCUGGCCCAGACCUGCCUGUUGUCAUCUUCUGGGGAGAUUGGGCAUGGUCGCUGUGAGGGCCCGACGGGACCGUGAGCAAGCAGCGACAAUUGCCAAAUAUGAGCAGGGCCACCAAGGUGUGGCUCUAUCUGAGCCUGAAGAAGAGGAUGAUGACAGCGGCCGCCUCUUCCCAGACAGGCUUGGAUUUCUACAUGAGAAGAUGCUGCUUCAGGACAGUGUCCUGGGGACUAAGCAGAAACAGAUGGAAACUCGGAGACUCCAAAAGUGGGUCAAAAUGUUGAAGAAUUAUACCAAAUAUUGUGACAGCAAGAAGUUCCAUCGGAGAUGCUUCAAAGGAAUCCCCAGCCAGGUGCGGGGAAGCAUCUGGAUGCUAAUGCUUGAUGUGAACACAAAGAAAGCCCAGAACGUGGGGAAGUACAAGGCAAUGAAGGAGCAGUCCAGGCUGCAGUCAACGCUAUUCGACCAGAUCAACUGGCCUGUGCGAGGGAGCUUCCGAAAUCACCUGCUGUUCCAAGAACGCAAUGGAGCCAGGCAGCAGGCUUUGUUUGAUGUUUUGAUGGCCUACACCGUGUACAACCCUGAGGUGGGCUGUGGCCAAGGCCUGAGCCAUCUAGUGGCGCUAUUGCUGAUGUGGCUGAGUGAGGAAGACACAUUCUGGGCUCUGGUCCAGCUGAUGGAGAACAAAAAAUAUGCGAUGUCCGGUCUCUACACACGCGGAUCACCAAAGCUGAAGACACUGCAGAACCACCUGGGAGAUAUUGUGCACCACACCCUCCCGGCUCUCGAGCAACACCUGGAGCAGCAGGGACUCAACCUCCAGGACUGCACGGCACACUGGUUUACUCAGUGUUUUCUGGAUGUGGCUCCAUUCCCCCUGGCACUGAGGAUGUGGGACAUCUUCGUCCUGGAAGGGCAGCAUGUGCUCACCACCAUGGCCUACACGAUGUUGAAGGUUCACAGAAAGCGCCUGCUGAAGAUGACCAGGGACCACCUGCAGGAAUUCCUCCAGGAGAGCCUGAAGCAAGUCUGGACCCCGGGCGAUGACAUUGUCAUCAAGCAGCUCCAGGCCUCAAAGCAUGAGCUGCGGAAGCUGCACUGUCUCCUGCCUCCCCAAGCAAAGCCCAAUGAGUCCUGCAGCCUGUGUCUGGGGCUGCCACGUGUUUCUCUGGAGCAGAUGCCUCCUCCAAAGACACUGAAACCUUCCAAUAUUACUGCAGAGAGCUCAUGCGAGCAGAAUAGGGAGAUAACUUCUCACCCAGAGGGGACUGCUCAUCCUGAAAGUUCCUCUCUCCACAUGGUUUUGAAGAGCAGCCCAGAGGAUGAGGCUGAGAACUCUACAGAAGGAAACACCAAGGGCCGGGGCUCCGGCUCCUGUGGGCUGACCUCCGAGUCCGGGCGCAGUGAGUGUGGGACCGCCUUCCGCUUCCGGCGGUGUGCGUGCGGGCGUGAGGAGGAGCAGCAGUUGCGUGCGAGCGGCUCAGUGGCGCGGGCUGUGCGGGCGUGCGGGGAAGACGCGUGUGGGCGCGGGGCGGGCGGCGCGGGGAGCCCUCCCGCGGGCCUCGAGGGCGGUCCUUGCAGCAAGCGCCUGGCGAGUGGAAAGUGGACACUGGGGACCUGCUGGAGAGGGGACUCCGGAGAGGUAGUUUUGAGUCAGUCCCUUGUGCAACCCUGA